This is a messenger RNA of Polypterus senegalus (gray bichir), 1633 nucleotides long. RefSeq lists its product as uncharacterized. The record is from RefSeq and is a predicted model, not a curated record. Lineage: Eukaryota; Metazoa; Chordata; Cladistia; Polypteriformes; Polypteridae. Bases 148 to 1026 code for a protein of 292 amino acids. The transcript is spliced from 2 exons.
UACUGGGUCUUAGACCACUGGUGCUCUGAGAACUUCUCCAGCACCAGAACAGAUUGUAUGGGCUUUAUGCUGCAGACCAACUAGACCUGACUGUUUUCACUGCCUGGUACAACAAGCAACUGUAUCUUUGAUCUCUUUGAAGUAAAAAUGGAUAAUAUAGUUACUCGAUAUAAUCGUGGAAGCAAAGAACUGGUGUUCCUUAAUGAACAUAAAAGUAUAGAAGAAUUAAGGGAGGAGGAAUUAAAUGAACACAUGUGGAGACGGUAUCUCAGAAGAAGACCUCUACUACCAGAAGUGAAAUUAACCAUCUCUAAACUUCAGCAUGUCACAACCAAAACGGGAGUGAAAGGAAUCAUUAGAAAUGGAUUUAAAGGUGAAUACUAUGCUAUUGGUAAUUGUAAUUAUGGUCCUUUUUCCUAUUGGAGUGGUGUUGUUGAUCCUGAAGAAGUAGAAACAGAAAUAAGUGACUGGAUUGAAGAAAAUACAGAACUAGACCCAUCGGACAUGAAUGCUAAUUCUCCUGCAUUUUCAGAAGAGUCUCUCUAUGGAAAUUAUAAGUUCUCCUUGGACUUUGAAGACGUGCUAAAUGCCUACGAGUAUAGGUUUUGUGGUGGUGAGAAUGCUGUUUUCCGGGUGUUCGGAAUGUCCUGCUUUAAGCAGCAAAUUGUGUAUACAGUGGUUGUUCACAGUCCCUAUGAGGAUCAGUUCUGUGACUUUCCGCUUCUUCCAAAUGAUCCAGAUAACAGCAUCUGUGGCCUAGAGGACGAUACCAUUUUCUGGUGGCCAGAAUCUGUUAGCAGCUUCAAUGAAUAUAACGAUGAUGAAAGCAUUGAUUGGAGAAAAUAUUUUGUAUGGGAUCAUUUGGUGUUUGCUUUCCAUGUUGAGCAUUACUUCCAAUUUACCAAAGUAUUCCUCUUAAAGCACCUUACACCAUGCCAACUCUAUGAAGUAAAUAUAUGCAUGGAAAAAGAAACAAGACGUACUGCCAAAAAGUUCAUCAAGUGGCUAAAAUACUGCAAUAGAUAGUGAAGGCACAAACGGGUAAUAGAUGCAUUACUUUAGGGCAGUAUCCAUACAUUUACUUUCAGCAUUUUUAACCAGACUGCUCUAUUAAUCCAUUUCUUAAAACCUGCUUAUUAUAUUUCAAGAUCGCCAGGCAGUUGGCUUAAAGUUUUCAUUGAAGGAGUGCCACGAGAUUACAAUUAAAAAAAAGUGCUUUAUACUAACUUUUGUCUGCCUGCUAAGAAACACCAUCUGACCUUGAGUCCCAGCACAUGAAAAUAUUGUAUUUUUCAUUUUUAGAUCAUCCUCCUUUACCUUUUUAAGUUAAAGUGUUUGUCUAAAAAUGUUCAUGUUGUCAGUAAUAUGCUAAAUACAUGCGUGUAUUUUCACAUUUAUAAAAAGUUUGUCUGAACAAAAAAUUGGUAGCAUAUCCAUGAUUACAGUGCAAGGUAACAUCUUGCAUAGUAUGCUCCUGAGACAUCUUUCUUAAAUAAAGUUCUUAUAUACAGUACUUGCUGGAUUCCUGAGAGCCUUUGUGUUGUAUUAACAAAGUGAACCUGAGGUACUUCUCUCUUAGAAAACGCAUACAUUUGAGUUGUAUACAAUCCACCUUAAUAAAAGGAUACGUCUC